AUGCCUUUACAACCAAUCUUGGUGGUGGAGGUAUUUGAUGUUUGGGGAAUAGAUUUCAUGGGUCCGUUUCCUAAUUCAAAUGGGUUCUUGUACAUAUUGGUUGCGGUUGACUAUGUUACGAAGUGGAUAGAAGCUAUUGCUACAAGGGCCAACGAUCAUUCCGUUGUAUGUAAGUUUGUGCAAUCCUACAUCUUCGUUCGAUUCGGUGUGCCAAGGGUGAUAAUAAGUGAUGGAGGUUCACAUUUCAAGAAUUUCAAUUUUGGGAAAUUGCUAAAAAGAUAUAAUGUGAACCACCGAGUGGCUACACCAUACCAUCCGCAAACAAGUGGACAAGUUGAAGAGUCCAACCGUCAAAUUAAAGAGAUUAUCAUGAAGACGGGGUGCCAUUUACCAAUGGAGUUUGCACAUCGAGCGCAUUGGGCCAUCAAAACUGUUAAUGCGGAUUAUGAUGAAGCGGGUCGAGUAAGGAAGUUGCAAUUGAAUGAGAUUGAGGAGAUUAGAGACGAAGCCUAUGAAUGUGCAUCCGCAUACAAAGACAAACCGAAGAAAGUUCAUGAUGCAAAGCUAAGGAAGAAGAACUUCGAAGUGGGUCAAAAGGUGUGGUUGUACAAUUCGAGGUUGAAAAUGUUCGCGGGCAAACUCAAGAGCAAAUGGAUGGGUCCUUACGUAAUCCGAAGAGUGGGAAGAUUUGGAGAUGUCGAUAUUCAAGAUGAGCAAACCAAUAAACAACAAACGGUGAAUGGGCAUCGACUCAAACCGUAUUUAGAAGGCAACAACAUAAAUAAUCUUGAGCUUGGCAAAGUGGGUUACAUUCUACACCCAUUAGAUGACGAGGAAGCAUAA
Helianthus annuus (common sunflower) is the source of this 843-nucleotide messenger RNA. RefSeq lists its product as uncharacterized. Gene Ontology annotation, biological process: DNA integration. The transcript is spliced from 2 exons. Gene Ontology annotation, molecular function: nucleic acid binding. The record is from RefSeq and is a predicted model, not a curated record. Bases 1 to 843 code for a protein of 280 amino acids. NCBI's taxonomy places the organism in Eukaryota, Viridiplantae, Streptophyta, Magnoliopsida, Asterales, Asteraceae.